Messenger RNA from Pogona vitticeps (central bearded dragon), 1738 nucleotides. RefSeq names its product aldehyde dehydrogenase 5 family member A1 (gene ALDH5A1). Gene Ontology annotation, cellular component: mitochondrion. The record is from RefSeq and is a predicted model, not a curated record. Gene Ontology annotation, molecular function: succinate-semialdehyde dehydrogenase (NAD+) activity. Gene Ontology annotation, biological process: GABA catabolic process. NCBI's taxonomy places the organism in Eukaryota, Metazoa, Chordata, Lepidosauria, Squamata, Agamidae.
UUCUUCGAAGUACUGUACAUAUGACUCGGGGCAGUCAGUUCCCAAGGAACGUGGGUGGAGCUACUGCCGGCCGGCGCGCCGUGGAGACGCCUCUCGGCUCCUCGGCGCUCGCUCCCCACCCGGCGUCUCCAAGCAGCUUGAGCAUGGCAAGCCGCGCCGCGGGCCUGAGUUUCCGAGGGCUGCUCGGCUCCCGCUGCCCCGCGUUGCGGGGGUGGCAGCCGCCGCCGAGUCCCUUCCCCGGCCGCUUCAGCAGCAGCGGCGGGCCUGGCCUCGGAGGCGUGGACGAGGCCCUGCUGCGGUCCGACGGUUUCGUGGGAGGCCGCUGGGUGCAGGCGAGAGCCACGUUCCCCGUGCGAAAUCCGGCCACGGGCGCGGAGGUGGCGCAGGUGGCGGACUGCGGAGUCGCGGAGGCUCGGGCCGCCGUGAGGGUCGCCUACGACGCCGGGCCCGCCUGGCGAGGAGUCCCCGCGAAGGAAAGAGCUGCUUUACUUCGUAAAUGGUAUGAUUUGAUGAUAGAGAAUAAAAAUGACCUUGCAAGGAUCAUUACAGCUGAGAAUGGGAAACCACUAAAAGAAGCACAAGGAGAAAUUCUGUAUUCUGCUUCCUUCUUGGAAUGGUUUGCUGAGGAAGCUCGGCGUGUUUAUGGUGAUAUCAUUCCAUCUUCUACAAAAGACAAAAGAAUCUUGGUUCUCAAGCAGCCUGUGGGAGUUGCUUCUAUCAUUACUCCUUGGAAUUUUCCAAGUGCUAUGAUUACACGCAAAGUGGGUGCUGCUUUGGCAGCUGGCUGUACCGUGGUGGUGAAGCCAGCAGAAGACACACCUUUAUCUGCAUUAGCACUCGCUGAGCUUGCAAAUCGAGCUGGAAUUCCUGCAGGAGUAUAUAAUGUUGUUCCAUGUUCAAGACAACAGGCAGUACCUAUCGGGGAAGUGAUGUGUACUGAUCCCUUGGUCUCCAAAAUCUCUUUUACUGGCUCAACAGCCACAGGAAAGGUCCUGUUGCACCAUGCUGCUGGCACUGUGAAGAGAGUUUCCAUGGAGCUUGGAGGACAUGCUCCAUUCAUAGUGUUUGAUGGUGCCAACGUAGACAAAGCAGUUGCAGGAGCUUUAAUGUCUAAAUACAGAAACUCUGGCCAGACCUGUGUAUGUACAAACCGCUUCUUGGUGCAAAAAGGGAUCCAUGAUGCCUUUGUAGAAAAAUUUGCACAAGCUAUUAAGAGAGAGCUACAUGUCGGUAAUGGACUUGAUGAAGCAACUACUCAGGGACCACUAAUCAAUGAAAAAGCUGUGGAAAAAGUUGAAAGGCACAUUCAGGAUGCCGUCUCACAAGGCGCGUCCAUAGUGACAGGAGGGAAAAGGCACAGCUACGGGAAGAAUUUCUUUGAGCCAACUCUACUCAGCAAUGUCACCACGGGCAUGUUGUGUGCCCAAGAGGAAACUUUUGGUCCGUUGGCCCCAGUGAUCAAGUUUGAUACAGAGGAAGAAGCUCUUGCCAUAGCAAAUUCAGCUAAUGUGGGUUUAGCAGGUUAUUUUUACUCUCAAGACCCUGCACAGAUCUGGAGAGUUGCAGAGAAACUGGAGGUUGGAAUGGUUGGCAUUAAUGAAGGAAUUUUGUCUGCUGUUGAGGGCCCUUUUGGUGGUGUGAAACAAUCUGGGCUAGGAAGAGAAGGUUCCAAAUAUGGUAUUGAUGAGUACUUGGAAGUAAAAUAUGUCUGUUUUGGGGGGUUAUAAUAACAAAGAGC